Molecule: messenger RNA, 1072 nt
Organism: Anastrepha obliqua
Lineage: Eukaryota; Metazoa; Arthropoda; Insecta; Diptera; Tephritidae
Product: pancreatic lipase-related protein 2-like
Exons: 2
Coding region: 12-1028 (338 amino acids)
Biological process (GO): lipid metabolic process
Molecular function (GO): lipase activity
Source: RefSeq, a predicted model, not a curated record
GAAGAACAGUCAUGAAGACAGCGAUCGUUUUACUACUAGCAGUUGCAGCAGCUGUGGCCACCCCUAUUGCUGAGCAGAGAAUAUCUGGCGAAGGUGGUUGGUAUGUGCCCCAACUGGAUGGAUCUUUGCAGUGGAUGACUGAGGCUGAAGCCGAGGCAUUGAGUGAAACAGCAACCAGCCGUGCCUCUGCUACACUUUAUUUCCAUUUGUACACCCGCGAGAACCCAACUACUGCGGAUACUCUGGACACCGAUGACACCGAAUCUUUGCAGAAAUCCCACUUCGACAAAGAUUAUCCCACAAUAAUCAUUAUUCAUGGUUGGCAAUCCGACUUUGACUCCGAUUUGACAACAUUGAUCCGUGAUGCGUAUUUCUCCAAGGGGUAUUACAACAUUAUUGCAGUAGACUGGAGCGACAAGGCGCAAAGUCUCAAUUAUGCUGCCUCUGUGCUGCGUGUUCCUGGUGUUGGUAAACAAGUAGCUGGAUUUAUUGACUUUUUGUACACGGACGGUGGUUUAUCAUUCGAGUCCUUGCAUUUAAUCGGUCACAGUUUGGGUGCUCAUGUAUCCGGUUAUGCAGGAAAGAAUGUGAAAUAUGGACGCAUUCAGCAAAUUACUGGUUUGGAUCCUGCUUUACCAUUGUUCAGUUAUGAUGAGCCCGCAAAGCGUUUGAACCAAAAUGAUGCCGCCUAUGUUGAGUCCAUCCAGACUAAUGGUGGUACGUUGGGUUUCUUGAAGCCAAUUGGCAAAGGAGCUUUCUAUCCCAACGGUGGCAAGAGUCAACGUGGUUGUGGAAUCGAUCUUGUCGGUUCGUGCGCUCACUCACGCUCAUAUAUAUACUAUGCUGAAGCUAUUGGCAGCGAUAAUUUCCCAUCUAUAAAGUGCGGUGAUUAUGAAGAGGCUGUUAGCAAGUCUUGUGGUCAAACUUAUUCUUCGAUUCGCAUGGCCGCCACCAGUAACUUCGUGAGUGCUAAUGGUGAGUUCUAUGUUCCAGUGAACAAGAAGAGUCCCUUCGGUAUGGGUAGCUAAAUCUUCGCAGCUUGUCUGAUAUUCAGUGUAAACGUUGUAAGAAU